Messenger RNA from Larimichthys crocea (large yellow croaker), 2349 nucleotides. It is a transcript of the gene cldn23l, whose product is annotated as claudin 23-like. Gene Ontology annotation, cellular component: membrane; bicellular tight junction. NCBI's taxonomy places the organism in Eukaryota, Metazoa, Chordata, Actinopteri, Sciaenidae. The transcript is spliced from 3 exons. Gene Ontology annotation, molecular function: structural molecule activity. Bases 621 to 1358 code for a protein of 245 amino acids. The record is from RefSeq and is a predicted model, not a curated record.
UGUGCCAUGGACAUAACACAGACAUCCUUCGGCAAGACAAAGAGAGAGAGAGACACACACACACACACACACACACACACACACACAAAGGAGGCAGCAAGGCAGGCAGACAAAAAGAGAAGGGACAGACACGAGGACAAACAGAGAGAUGAAGACAUGAAGAAAUUAGGGGGCAUACACAGGUGGGAUGACUGUUGAAGCAAGGAUAGACAAGCAGGAACAGAGAGCAAAAAUAAUGAAGAGGUGGUUGCACCAUCUGCUGCCAGAGAGUGAAACAUGUUGUCGCCAUUCAGAUGAGAGCAGGGAGGCAGCCAGCGAUCUGCAGUGAGAUACCCACAACCCCUCCUGAAUGACAGUGAGAAUGAAGAGUCCGCAGCUGAACCAGAGGAGAGAUUCGAUGAAGAGAGUAGAUCCACACUGCUCUGAGAGGUCAGACAUAUGAUAAUAACAAGCAGCAUCCCUGUCCGGAGGAGCAGCUGCAGCAGCCACUGUCAUCUAUCUUUUGGAAAAAUAACUCACCUUGAGAACAGGUACUAUGCAGCUGUUUUAUUUUUUACUGAAAAUGAAUUAGUUAAACCUUUUAAGAACUGAGAGAGAAUCAGGUUUGCACCACACUUACGAUGCACACUCCCGCCUCCAUGGUGAUGGGGAUUGUCUUUGCCCCUUUGGGAUUAGUCCUUGUCUUCACUGCUGCCAUCACCCCUCAGUGGAGAGAGGGACGGGCACGUCUGGGCAUGACAGGGCCGCUUCUUCGAUCCGGAGUGAAAGGUCAGGGGACGGGGGUCAAGUCUGGGUCAAUGGAGGCACUGCUCUUGCUACGAUCUGAUGGACUUUGGGAGAGCUGCCUGCAGGUGGACCACUCAGAGCUUAAGCAGUGCUGGCCUGUAUCAGGUCCAUAUCAGAGAGACCCAAGAGUUCGCCUAGCACAAGGUUUGAUCCUGACCUCAUUGUUUCUGUGUGGCACCGGCAUUGUUCUUGCAUGUAUUGGGGUCCGCUGUUGGACAGAUAUACCUCUAAGAGGUGUAGCAGCUACAGGUGGACUCCUGGUGGUGAUGGCUGGGCUGCUGAGCCUAACUGCACUUGGGGUGUACACCCACAACCUUGGAAGACUGGGGAUUGUGGAUCCAAGUCGAGGGAUAAAUAACCCCAGGUUUCCACACCUCAGCCUGCAUCCAGCCGGAUCGCUCUACUUUGGAUGGCUCGGUUCAUGUUUACAGGUGCUGGGAGGUAGCGCUCUGCUGUUCAGCUUCAAACGACCAAAAUGCGCGACCUGUCCGUCCUGCCCAGAGCUACCUGCGUGCCCCUCAUGUGAGAUCACCAACAAGCCAGAAACGGAUGUAUAUGAAGUCAGCUGUUAGAAUGUGAACCACAGACUUAAAACACUCAAGACAACUAUAAAAAGAUGAACAAAUCCUAAAGUCAUUUCCAACUCAUCAGCUAAUAAAUCUGCCAAUUAUUGAAAUGACUCACUUCAUAGAUGAUUGUGAGCCACAGGACAUUGUCACCACCUGAUUAAUGGACUUAAGUGUCAGGCAUGAACAUGAUGGGUGUAAUUGUCUCUUGACGUAGAUAGAAGCAUAAUUUCGGGGUGUAAAAUACAAAGCGAUGAACCAUAUAAUACAAAGAUUCAUUAAGAGCAUCGUGGUUGAGAAGAGCUCAAGUUCCUGCUGCCUUUAACUGCAACAUGUAGUGAAACAUGACUGAAGUGUCUCUCUGUGCUGCCUUUUACAUUGUAGCCAAGCCUUUGUACUGUUAGUGUCCGAAUUAAACUGUGAAAUGUAAAAUAUUUGUGAUAAAUUUUAAACGCAGAGCGCAAACUAGCAGUUGCUUAAAUAUGGUUGGUCAAGCUUGUUUUUCGAUGCAGUUGUAGAUUACCGCUGUAAAAUUUCCAUCUGUACUUUCUAGCUGUACCAGAGAAUUCUGUUAAACUGAUAAAAACAGGAAAAUCCUGUUGUCUUUUGAAAAUACAAUUCUUUGGAAUCGAGACAACAAUCUUGAAUAAUUUCCUACAAAUAUAUACAAAUAUAAUAUUUUCUUGAUUUAGUCAUAAUAAGAAAAAAAAGCAAAGAAAAAAGACCAAAUUUAGAAGAUUACUGGAAACAUGUUACAAAGAAUAUUUGAAUUUCUUAGUUUGUCAGGGUAAAUCUUUGUAUGAUACUGUCACUGAGGAGCCUUCGUGUAAUGAAUGUGAUAUUUAUGACUUGAUAACACAGACAGUGAAAAGAAAACAAGUGUUAGAGGUGGAAGAUGUGCAACAGGGUGUUGUUUGUUGUUUGUAAAUUAUUUGUCGGUGUUAACUUGUUACAGUGUGUUUAUACUUAGUGCUGCAUUCUGCAUUUAAUAAAACAU